This is a messenger RNA of Symbiodinium necroappetens, 1879 nucleotides long. The record is from the annotation of a GenBank genome assembly. NCBI's taxonomy places the organism in Eukaryota, Dinophyceae, Suessiales, Symbiodiniaceae.
AUGUCGUUUUGUCGACCUCUUGUGAUCGCUGCCAGGAACAAGAAUGCAGUCCAACCAACUGAGGCUGACAUUUAUCUGAUCGACGAGCCCUCGGCGUACCUGGAUGUGGAGCAGCGUGUGGUUGCAGCUCGUGUGAUGAAAAGGUUCAUCCUGCAUGCCAAGAAGACUGCUUUCAUUGUCGAGCAUGAUUUCAUCAUGGCGACGUAUCUUGCGGACCGCGUAAUUGUCUACGAUGGGAGGCCGGGCAUCCAUUGCGUGGCAUCGGCUCCAAUGUCGCUGCUUGAGGGCAUGAACAAGUUCUUGGCGCAGCUGGAGAUCACCUUCCGAAGAGAUCCAACCAAUUUCCGUCCUCGAAUCAACAAAGCAGAGUCUGUGAAGGCAGAUCAAGGGAAGGGACGCACAAGCUUUAAAUCCCUCGCAAACCAAAAUUUGCAGCUAAGCAGAAGGACCGUGAGCAGAAGCAGGCAGGCAGCUACUUCGUCUUGGAGGAGUGAAUACGAGGACAUCGGAGAGAAGAUCAGUCAGAAUGCUUCUGUUGAACUGCGCCUGUCCUUGGCCCAAGUCAAAUUGGGCCAAGGGCCAUUCCAGACAAGGAUAGUUGACGAUUGCAGGAUGAAACGUGACUACGACCAUCUAUUCAAGCUGGUGCUUAUUGGUGAUUCAGGCGCUGGCAAAUCCUGCCUUUUGCUUCGCUUCGCAGAUGAUGCCUUUACUGACAGCUACAUCACAACAAUUGGUGUCGACUUCAGGUUCAAGACGAUUCCCGUAGACAAGAAGACGAUCAAGCUCCAGAUUUGGGACACAGCAGGUCAGGAGAGAUUCCGAACAAUCACCAGCGCGUACUAUCGAGGUGCUGACGGAAUCAUCCUUGUUUACGACAUUUGUGACCGGGAAUCGUUCAAUCAUGUUGAUGAGUGGUUGAACGAAGUAAACCGUUAUGUCAACGAGAACACCUGCAAGAUCCUCAUCGGCAACAAGUGCGAUAUGACUGCAGAAAGGCAGGUGUCCACCGAGGAGGCAAAGAAAAAAGCAGAAGAUCUGGGCAUUGCGUUCAUUGAGUGCUCUGCCAAAGACGCGACAAACGUGGAGGCUGCUUUCCAGAUGAUGUCAACAGAGCUGAUAGCGAAGAGCGAGAAGCAAGGAGCACGCCCGCAACGGCCGGCAGGAGGAAGGAACGGGGCACAAGCGCAUGUGGUGGCUGUGGCCAGGGCUAAAUGCCCUUCUCACAGCUGGACUGGGAAGGUGGAGGUGGUGGCGCUUAGGCUUCUGGGAACUUUCGACACCUGGACUGCCACCGAAGCCAAGGGUGGCAACUUGCCCAUUCUGCUUCCUUCGUCGUCCUGGGUACUCCCGUAUUCGCGUCGUUUUUCCAAGAUCCUGUCGAUGGCACCAAGAUGGACAGUAGUUGGAGGUGCUGAGAAAGGCGGUAUCUUGGUCCGUCGUGGACAGGAACUGGCUUCAGCUGCUCUGCCCGACCGGCUUUCCACCGGUGCCGAGGUUGAGGAGCUGCACACAUCUGGAGAGCGUCUGCAUUUCCGUCGAAUCACUGGUACUGGCCCCGAGGAGGGUUGGGUGAGCGUGCGGAUCAGUGGAAAAGAGUUGCUGCGGCGACAGGACGAGUCAGAUGUGACGCCGUCGAAUAGUGGCAAAAUGGCCUUGAGCCUUCCCAUCAAGCAUCGUGAAAUAGUCGGACCAAGCUCCGGAUACCGCCAUCGCUGGGCUGUCAACAUUGAUGCCUGGCACCCCGAGGGCGGAUCCGAUGGCAAAGAGUUUCAAUUUUUGCUGCACCUAAUCAAGGAAGAGACAGACAGAAAAGCCGUCAUGAGAUUCAAGUUCUUGGAGGAUCAAAAGCGGGCUCUUGUCUCUAGACUGUUGGUGC